CGAACAUAGCUGAAAAAUCAAAGAAGAAGAGAAGAGCAGAGCAAGAUGGAUCUUAAUGGGUUAGCGAUGGAUGUUGAUGGGAACAAUUUGGGCACUUGUUUAGCUAGCUUCGUUGAUGAUGGUACAGUUGAAAGUCACAGAUACUUUCUUGCUCGCAGAACCAUACUCGAAAUGCUUAAAGAUCGUGGUUUUGCAAUACCCAAUUCAGAAAUCGACACUACACUUCAAGAAUUCAGAGAAAAAUAUGGUCAAACACCUGAUGUUGAGCGCCUAAGAGUUUCCGCAAUGCACAGGAAUGACCUAACCAAUAAGGUUUUGGUCAUCUUCUGUGGGCCAAAUGCCGUGAAAGUGAAUGUCAUCCGCAGCAUUUUAACUCAAAUAAUGAACAAGGAAUCUUUGAGUCGGCUGAUAUUGGUCAUUCAAAAUCAAAUGACUAAUCCAGCUAUGAAAGCUGUGGAGCUUUUCUCAUUUAAAGUUGAAAUUUUCCAGAUCACAGAUUUACUUGUCAACAUCACAAAACAUGUUUUAAAGCCAAGGCAUGAGUUGUUGACCGACACUGAGAAGGAGAAGCUGUUGAAGAAGUACAACUUGGAAGAGAAGCAGCUGCCGCGGAUGUCCCAGAAGGAUGCAAUUGCUCGGUACUAUGGACUUGAGAAGGGACAGGUGGUGAAGGUCACAUACAGCAGUGAAAUCAUCGAGACACAUGUUACUUAUCGCUGUGUCUGGUGAUGCAACUAUGUAAAUCUAUCCUAUGUAAGAAGUGUUGUUCUGUCGUACGAUUGAAUGAGUCUGCAGCAAGCAGCCUAGCUAACUUACCAUAUCUUGGUUCUGUUAACAACAGGCUAUUUAAACUUUUUCCUGAACUCCCUCUUCCUCAACCCCUGGGGUUCCUCCCUUCUCAACCUUAGUUCAAAUGAAGAGCUUGUAGGUAAUAUUUUAGUA
Molecule: messenger RNA, 942 nt
Organism: Solanum verrucosum
Lineage: Eukaryota; Viridiplantae; Streptophyta; Magnoliopsida; Solanales; Solanaceae
Product: DNA-directed RNA polymerase V subunit 5A
Exons: 4
Coding region: 46-729 (227 amino acids)
Biological process (GO): DNA-templated transcription
Molecular function (GO): DNA-directed RNA polymerase activity; DNA binding
Source: RefSeq, a predicted model, not a curated record